AUGGAUCUGAACGAUCCUGCAGCGUUUGGUGAAUACUGCAAGGACACAAUCAUUGUUACUGUUUUUGUACAGGUUCUUGCUCUUUAUUCUUCUUUCGCAUACUUGAUCUUAUUAGUAAUACCUGCCGCUGCUGUAUAUAAGGUUUUCUUCGGUGUGAUUCUACCGUGGAUCACAGCUCCAUCAGGAGACAGUAACGAAGAGAUGGAUGACAAGAAGAUGAGGAAACGUGAACGUCGAGAAAAAAUUGUAUACCGAAGAUAA
Messenger RNA from Cooperia oncophora, 261 nucleotides. The record is from the annotation of a GenBank genome assembly. NCBI's taxonomy places the organism in Eukaryota, Metazoa, Nematoda, Chromadorea, Rhabditida, Trichostrongylidae.